AUGAGUAGUGUAAUUGAAAUAGAAGCAGAUAUUAAGGAAUUAAAGGAUCUAAUAGAAAAGAGUAAAAGAUCCAAUGUAAAGAGUGUUUUACAGGUACAAUUACAAGCUAUGGAAAUUCAAUUAUCUGAGACAAAAAAGAGGACAGCUAAUAUAGUAAAUAAUAAAUCAACUAUAAACGAAAUUAAUAAUAUAUCUUCUAAUAUUCCAUUAGAUGCAUAUAUACCAAUUUCUCAAUAUAGUUGGGAUCAAAGUGAUAAGAAAGUAAAGGUAUAUAUUACGAUGAAUAAUAUACAUAAUAAUGUAGAUUGUUUAAAAGUUAAAUUUAAUAAUGAUAGUUUUGAUUUACAAAUUGCUAAUUUAAACAACAAAUAUUAUAAACUUUCAAUAAAAUUAAGUGGUUCUAUUAUAGAAUCUGAAAGUAAUUUUAAAGUUAAAACUGAUAUGAUUGUGUUGACUAUGACAAAACAAGAUAUUUCUAAAUGGCUACAAUUGUCAUUUAAAGAAAAUCACUUAAAAAAAGCUACCUCACCAGAUACAUUUAAUACAAAUGAUUCAUCAGAUCCAAUGGCUGGCAUUCAAAAUUUAAUGAAGAAGAUGUAUGAAGAAGGUGAUGAUGAAAUGAAGAGGACUAUUGCUAAAGCUUGGACAGAGGCUCAGGAUAAAAAUAUAAGUAAUAAAUUUUAA
Messenger RNA from Cryptosporidium muris RN66, 684 nucleotides. Its product is annotated as CS domain-containing protein. Lineage: Eukaryota; Apicomplexa; Conoidasida; Eucoccidiorida; Cryptosporidiidae. The coding region runs from base 1 to 684 and encodes 227 amino acids. Gene Ontology annotation, molecular function: S100 protein binding; tubulin binding; ubiquitin protein ligase binding. The transcript has a single exon. The record is from RefSeq and is a predicted model, not a curated record. Gene Ontology annotation, cellular component: nucleus.